This is a messenger RNA of Mus caroli (Ryukyu mouse), 7475 nucleotides long. It is a transcript of the gene Zbtb21, whose product is annotated as zinc finger and BTB domain containing 21. Gene Ontology annotation, cellular component: nucleus. Gene Ontology annotation, biological process: negative regulation of DNA-templated transcription; regulation of transcription by RNA polymerase II. Lineage: Eukaryota; Metazoa; Chordata; Mammalia; Rodentia; Muridae. The record is from RefSeq and is a predicted model, not a curated record. Gene Ontology annotation, molecular function: DNA-binding transcription factor activity, RNA polymerase II-specific; protein binding.
UGACGUCAAAUUCAAGAUGGAUGGAAUCACAGCGGCAGUGGAGGCUGCGGGUUGCGCGAGCCGAGUGUGAGCGGAAAGGGGCUUGGCGCCUGCCCCAGGGCUGAAGAGCGGUGAGUAACCGUCACGCUCCGCGCCCUAGGAGGACGUCGGGCCCUGUCGGGGACAACGGCCUCUCCGCAAAACGCGGCCUUUCCUGACGUAACUCUGAGAGGUUUAGUCCAUUAUAAUCAUGGUGGGAAACAUGGAAGCAUUCAGGCAUACAUGGUGAUGAAGGAGGAGCUGAGAAUUCUACAUCUUGAUCUGAAGUCAGCAGAAGGUCACAGGAAUGUGAGGUGCAGGAGAACAGGAAGCCAGCCAACGAGCUCACCUCCCACCAUCAGCACCUCUUAUGAUGCACAGUGUACAGCGGGCUCACAAACACUCGGGAGAGGAAGAGAGAAGAAAGAUGUGUGCUUGCCAGAUAAAGUGCAGGAUGGAGGGACUGCUGCAUUACAUCAACCCAGCACAUGCUAUCUCUCUGCUCAGUGCCCUCAAUGAGGAGCGCCUCAAGGGACAGCUGUGUGACGUGCUCCUGAUUGUUGGGGACCAGAAAUUCCGAGCUCAUAAGAACGUCUUGGCUGCCAGCAGUGAGUACUUCCAGAGUUUAUUCACGAAUAAGGAGAACGAGGCACAGACUGUCUUUCAGCUGGACUUCUGUGAGCCUGACGCUUUUGACAACGUUCUGAACUACAUUUACUCUUCUUCCCUUUUUGUGGAGAAGGGCAGCCUUGCUGCUGUGCAGGAGCUGGGGUAUAGCCUUGGUAUCUCCUUCCUGACCAACAUCGUUGCCAAAGCCCCUCAGGCUCCUUUUCCAGCCUGUCCCAACAGGAAAAGAGUGCCAGUGGAAGAUGAUGAAACCAGCUCUCAAAAGCGAAGUGUCAUUGUGUGUCAGGGCAGAAGUGAAGUGCCAGGGAAAGCCAGUGGUCCAGCCAUGCAGGACCUCAGCCAUACUGCCCGGGCCUCCCCCAGUGCUUCAGUCAAGACCAGCACCAGUAAGCCACAUGUGGCCAAGCCGCCAGAGCAGCUUCAUAGUCUGCCCUUAACUGAAAAGAGCUGGACAAAGGAUAGUGCUGCAGUAUAUGCAAAGUCUCUGGAACAGCCUGGGGCUUUGGAUGAUCCUAAUAGGGGCAGUUUGGUAAAGAGAAAUACAGUCCUGCCCCCAAAGCCUUCACAGGACAGGGAGGCCACAGAUGAUAAACCAGGGGUGAGCAGCCAGCUUCCCAAGGGGAAAGCUAUAGAGCUGGCUCUGAAGAGACCACGGCCCCCUGUUCUGUCUCUUCAUAGCUCAUCAGAGACUCCAUAUCUCUUAAAAGAAACUAGCAAAGGAGGUGGUCAGGGGGAGGAUAGGAACUUGCUCUACUACUCUAAGCUAGGACUGGUGGUCCCUUCUGGUGGGCCUGCUUCUGCAAACCAGAGCAUUGACAGAAGCGGCCCACUAGUGAAAAGCCUCCUCAGGCGGUCACUGUCUAUGGACAGCCAGGUUCCUGUUUACUCCCCCUCCAUAGAUUUGAAGUCAUCCCAGGGAUCAUCCACAGCGGCAAAUGAGGCACCGGGUAGUGUGUUCUGUGCGAUGUCUCAAAAGUCAUCUUUAAAAGAUUGCAGUGAAAAAAAAGCUCUGGAUGACAGGCCUCAAGUGCUCCAGCCUCAUCGCCUCAGGUCCUUUAGUGCUUCCCAGUCAACAGACAGGGAGGAAGCCUCCCCUGUGACUGAGGUACGCAUUAAGACGGAACCCAGCAGCCCACUGUCGGACCCCUCAGACAUCAUCCGGGUCACUGUGGGAGGAGAAGCAGCAGCAGUAGCAGCAGCAGCAGCAGCUACAAGAGACCUGCCCCUCAAAACAGAGGAAGACCAGAGAGAUAUGAGCAGACUCCCAGCAAAGAGAAGGUUCCAGACAGACAGAAGGUCACCCUUGAAGAAGGCAAAGGCAAAUGAACACGGACCUGCUGUCUCAGAAGAGAACUGUGAAGAGGGCAGGAGCCCUCCUUCCCUUGACAGCAACUUCCCAGAUUCUGACUUAAACAGAGAGGAGUUUGGUGAGUUGGAGGGGACGAGACCAAACAAAAAAUUUAAAUGCAAACAUUGCCUUAAGAUUUUUAGAUCAACCGCGGGUCUUCACCGCCAUGUUAACAUGUACCAUAACCCAGAGAAGCCUUACGCUUGUGACAUCUGUCACAAGAGGUUUCACACCAACUUCAAAGUGUGGACACACUGUCAGACCCAACACGGCAUAGUGAAGAACCCAUCGCCAGCCUCUAGUUCCCAUGCAGUUUUGGAUGAGAAAUUCCAAAGAAAGCUGAUUGACAUAGUGAGAGAGAGGGAGAUUAAGAAGGCCCUGAUCAUUAAGCUGAGGCGCAGCAAGCCUGGCUUCCAGGGACAGAGUAGCUCCCCAGCACAGCAAGUCAUCAAGAGGAACUUGCGCUCCCGAGCCAAAGGGGCCUACAUUUGUGCCUACUGUGGCAAGGCAUACCGCUUUCUCUCUCAGUUUAAGCAGCACAUAAAGAUGCACCCGGGAGAGAGGCCCCUCGGAGUAAGCAGAGCUGCUAAGCCAAAAGAGCGGGCUCUGGCACGCGCGGUAGAGAACAAGGAGGUUUACCCGUGCCGCCUCUGUAAUGCUAAGCUCUCUUCUCUUCUAGAGCAAGGCAACCACGAGCGCUUGUGCCGGAACGCCACCGUUUGCCCUUACUGCAGCCUCAGGUUCUUCUCUCCCGCACUGAAGCAGGAACAUGAGGACAGGUGUGAGUACAAAAAGCUGACUUGCCUGGAGUGCAUGCGAACCUUCAAGUCCUCCUUCAGCAUCUGGCGGCACCAGGUAGAAGUGCAUAACCAGAACAACAUGGCUUUAGCAGAGAACUUCGCCCUGGCCACCCUGGACCACAACGGUGAAGUGGCAGCUGCUUCCAGGCCUCAGACUGAGCCCAGCAAGGUAAACCAUGUGGCCACUCCAAAAGAGGAUACAGCAUUUAGCGACUCUUCAGAGCAAGUGAACUUUGAUUCUGAGGAUUCCUCCUGCCUCCCUGAAGACUUGAGUCUUUCAAAGCAACUGAAAGUCCAGGUCAAAGAGGAGCCUGUGGAGGAGGCAGAGGAGGAGGCUCCUGAGGCUAGUGCAGCUCCCAGGGAGGCUGGCCCCAGCAAGGAGACCGGCCUAUGGCCCUGUGAGAAAUGCGGAAAGAUGUUCACGGCACACAAGCAGCUGGAGCGGCACCAGGAGCUGCUGUGUUCUGUGAAGCCCUUCAUCUGCCACGUAUGCUACAAAGCCUUCCGUACCAACUUCCGACUCUGGAGUCACUUCCAGACCCACAUGUCUCAGGCUACAGAGGAGCCUGUGCAGAAAGAAUCAGAGGUGUGUCCUGUGCCCACAAACUCCCCCUCCCCACCACCUCUGCCACCUCCGCCACCCUUGCCCAAGAUUCAGCCCCUGGAGCCAGACAGCCCUACAGGCCUGCCUGAGAACCCAACCCCAGCUACAGAGAAGCUGUUUGCACCCCAGGAGUCAGAUACCCUCUUCUACCAUGCCCCACCCCUUUCAGCAAUCACAUUUAAAAGACAGUUCAUGUGCAAGCUCUGCCAUAGGACAUUCAAGACGGCCUUCAGUCUUUGGAGUCAUGAGCAGACACACAAUUAAAGGACCUACCCCUUUCACCUGUCACAAAGCAGCAGGCCCUUGGCUUGUGAACUGUGUCCUAAGACAGAAUAUUUGAAAAAAUAAUAAUAAUAAAGGUUGGAAAUUGUUAUGUUUGAAUUUUAAGUUUGGGAUGAAUUAAUAUUGGCUAGAAAUGACCUCACAGCUUUCUGGACCUCAGCAGCAGGGGUUUGAUUCUAUUACUAUUGAAGUUGGUGAUUGAGGUUUUUGGUUUCUGGGUAGUGGGAUGCUUGGGAAGUGGGUUUUUUGUUUGUUUGUUUGGUUGGUUGGUUGGUUUUGUUUUUUUUGUUGUUGUUGUUGGUUUUGUUUUGUUUGUGAUUAUUGCAGACACCUAAGUUUGAGGUAACCCUUAGCCAUGUUUCUAAGGCCAAAAAACAUACAAGGAAGGGGAGUCAUUUGCAGUGUUGAGUCAGAUUUUAGACUACUUUAGCAAUAAGAAAAGACAAGCCCCAACUUUAGUAAAGUAUCCUAACACUUGAUAAGAAAAAAACUUGGUAUUUUGUGGUCCUAUAAAACUUCCUUUUUGUAUGAAAAUUGUGAGAAUUUAAAUCAGCAAUAGUCACACUUAGAUUUUUUUUUAAUAAAAGAACAAUCUGUCAAUUACAUCAUAUAAUCAGUGAUGGUCACGUUCUAAGGGAGGCAGAGCAAUAGAAGCGUGUUCUACAGUCAGCUGCAACAGCUUAGUUGUGAAAGCCGCUGAAGUCUGUGGUGUGUUCAUAGCAUGGCUUUCAACUGGCGCUUUAGAACUGACAGUGUCUGCUCUCUGUCAGCUUGAAACUCGGGUGUCAUUGAGAUAAGCAGUGCUAGCAUGAGGUUAGCAGAGCAUAGCCUUACCACAUCCUAGACCACCAUUCUCUCUCUAGAGGCUUCAGAGAUUGGAGGAAAUGCCAUGUUGCAGUUUCCAUGUGCUUUCCAAGAACUGUACACACAACAUAGACAUUUCCUGCCUGUCUUUUGUGAGUACUUCUGUGGGGUUAUUGGAGUGGACAGCAGUGGAAAUGUCACUACAUGAUAUGCAAGCGUGGAUUAAAGCACUAGCAAGGGGCCAAAAUUAGUUUUUGCUACUUGAUUUGGUACCUUAGGGUUUGGGCUCCUCUGGUUUUUUCUUGUUUUGUUUUUGCUUUUUGUUUUGUUCCUUGCAGGUUAUAAUUAAAUCUCUCCAUAGGCAGAAUCCAAAGUUAAGUGAAAUAUUUCAAAAGACAAAGGGAAGGUCACUCCUGGAAAGGAAAUUAGGGGGACGCAAACUCCCUAUUCACUUUUGCUGCAAUCUGUUUCUUCACAUUUCAAGGUGUGAUCUAACAGAGACACUGGCCCAUCUGCUCACCAGCAUUCUACACCCAUGGUAGCAAAGGCAAUCUUGAUAUUGAAACUUUUUUUUAAUAAAUUACUAAUUGACUUUGUAUAUUAUAGAAGCUAUAUGUGGAAUUUUGCCUUUUAUCUUUUCACUUGACAAAGCAAUUAGAAAUCCCUAAAUAUGUCUGCAUUUCCUAUUUUGUUUCUUAAAUUUUGCAAAGAAGGGAAAUAAAAUUAGGUUGCAGUUAUUAAUUCUUGCCAUCUGCUUUCUUAAACUAUGCAUUUUAGAGAUGAAACUAAAAGUGUCCACCAUGUAAUGAAUGAAGCUAGUGCCAGGCUAGGUAGCUGUCUACUGAACUUCUUCCCUGUGGUGAGUGAAUGGUCUCUCUUCAGAGUGUUACUUCUUUUAAGACCAUCUCUCUGCAUGGUCAUCUCCUGUGUAGUUACAGAGUGAUAACCUCCAGACCUGGCAUUGCCAGCUCCUGCCCCAACACUUGAACCUGUGCUACGUUUUUUGAAGAUUUAUAAAGUAACAUUGUUGCAAAAAAAAAUGUAUUUUUGAUCUAAAUACAGGUUCUGCAUAUCUGUUAGGUUUUACAAAUUACCAGUGUUUGUCACCUUUUUUUGUCUAGGAAGAAAACAUAAGAUUUCAAAUAAAUUUUUGAACCAAAAACAUUUAUAAUGCAGUUGUGGUUUUUCUAUUGCUUUUUAUACUGUAUCUUGGAAGACAUCGGGCUGCAAGAAUUUAUUUUGAUGUCAAACUCUAUCCUUCCAUUCAUGUAACUAUUUUAAAUGCUAAGAAACUAAUAAAAAACAUUAAUCACUUUAUGCAGUAAACAGUUUUUUAGAGAAUGUUUUAUCUCAGCUAGCAGGCAGAUGUUUAGUGAAAUAAAUAGGCCUUUCACCACUGUAAAUCUUUAGAUAGUAAAGAUAUUCUUGUAAAUGUUUUUCUAAUUGUACUAAUUUUUGCAAGUAUAGAAAGCUCAUUGUUUCUUGUAAUUAUUUAAGAUGCCUGCUUUUUUAUGCAGUUGUGGAAAGAAUGUAAACUUUUAAUAUAUUCUUUGUUAACCUGCGAACUUGUUAUUGUUUUCUUUAUGUGGAAAGGAUUGAGUACCUAAAAUAUGUUUUUCCCACUCAAAGUAAGCAAUAGAGUUAGCAUUUCCAGGUUGCUUGCAAAAUCUCCCUUUAAAACUAGUUCACAUAUAUUUGUAGUUCUGCCAGGGCUGUAUGUAUUCUGCUUUUCUGUUUUAGAUUCUGUCCUUCUCUUUCAAAAGAUUGCCUGGUACUCAGUCACUGACCACCAGAACCUGCAUGUAGCCCCUCACUGGCACUAAUGAACGUGGUAACUGAGAUGAUGAGUCCUUUCUUUGGGACAGAGCCUGAACACUGCUUUCCCAGGCCUGGUGGUAGGCCUAAAGUUGGUCUUUGUUCCCUAUAGUUGGGCUUUGUGUGUGUGUGUGUGUGUGUGUGUGUGUGUGUGUGUGUGUGAGAGAGAGAGAGAGAGAGAGAGAGAAAUUGGUGCAUUUCCUUAGUACAAAAUGAGUAGCUUUCAUUCCUUCAGAUUUCUUCAUAAAUCCCAUCCAUUAAUUUUAUUGGAACAUCCAAAGUCAGUUUGUUAAUUUCUGAUAUCUGACUGGUGUUUUGGGGGUAGUUGUGAAAUGCAUUAUUGCCUCAAAUACUGCCAGUACACAUCCAUACUAAGUGUUCUUUAAAAGCAGAUUUGUCCAGAUGUGGUGGCAUGUACCAUGUCAUCAUAUUCUGUUUGGGAAGUUGAUCUGGAAGAUCACUUGAGCCCAGGAGUAGCAUAGUGAUACUGUCUUCAAGAAAAUAAGUAAAAAUAUUCAAGUAGGUUUUCCUUGCUUGUGGCUUUAGCACCUUAAGACAUUUGAUAAUGUUUUUGUGAUUUUUAGUGUGCUCUUAACCCUCAGUGGGGCCUCCAACUGGGAAGAAGACCAUUGGGAGCUUUUUUGCAGGGCAGGGAGCUAAAUUGGGGUUAAGAGAUAGAGGAGAAAGGGAAACUAGUAUCUGGUAUUUCAAAAGUUUCUUUUAGAGACAGGCUUUGGAGAAUCAGAAGUAUCUUCCUAUAAAUUUUUUAAAUAGUUGAGUUCUGCAUUCUUGGGUCAUUUGUGCACACCAUUUGAAUCUCCACAGUUCUUGGUUAUUAUUGAUUCUCAGAAGGUGGCCAUUUAUAGCUGGCUUUAAUCCAAACUGUCCUGAGAACAGUUUUUCAUCAAAUUCUGUUUAACUAAAAGCAAAUGGAUUUUAUAAUUGUGUGCAAGUUUUGUUGUUACAUGCCUUUGCAAAAUCGACUGCUCCGGGUUUUUUUUUUUUUUUUUCUUUUAAGAAAUAACCUUUUGGGGACUGAAAAUACAUAGUAUGAUAGGGAUGUAUGGUAUGUAAUGAUGCCUCAUUUCUUACUCCAUCCAGUUCUGUUAGUCUUUCCUUUAUUUAAUGGUGACCAACAAUGAAUGGGUCAAUAAACCUUUACUCUGCUCUUCUCUGA